Molecule: messenger RNA, 402 nt
Organism: Symbiodinium necroappetens
Lineage: Eukaryota; Dinophyceae; Suessiales; Symbiodiniaceae
Source: the annotation of a GenBank genome assembly
AUGUCAUGCGAGUCUGUGCUGGCUGGACAGAGGUGGCAGGACAAAGUAGUGAUCAAUGGUGACAAUACUGAGAACUGGGGCGUCAGCAGACAGCUGCUGCCGCCCCCAGAUGUUAGUGUCUAUGGAGCUACCGUGCACUGUUUUGGCCCAGAUACAGGGAGGGGUGUCUUUCUUACCAUCAUGACUUGGCGCCUACUUCAGGCCGGGGAAGUGGGAGAUUGCAAAUCUGUCCAGAAGUCAGCGCUGGCUGUGAGUUUCCACACGUUUCAGCAGAGCUGCAACCUCUUGCCUUGGCACGCUGUCAUGUCAGAGAUUUGGCUCAUUUUCUGUCGGCCAGAACCGACCACUAGUUUACGCAGGGAUGAGAAUCUUUGGGAUGUCGGGCAUGAAGCUUCCACAUGA